AUGCCGCUCAAAGUGCCGCUCAGACAAACCUUGCUCAAUCGUAUAAGAGCCUCAAUCGGCGCGCCACAGCCGUCCACCUACCGCCACCUAAACAUCAACCUUCCCAAGAUGUCCUCCAAAGACUACGACGCUGAAAAAGAGAUCAAGCGCAAUCCGCACGGUGACUUCAAAGCCGUGGAAGCCUCCCGCCCGCCUUUUGACGCAUCUACAACCUUCCAUUUUACACAAACACCGAAGCCAGACUGGAAGAUAGGCUCAGGUCCCAAUGAUGGCUCCGGUCUCUCAAAGAAACAUCGCUCGAUAGACCCGUACGAAGAAGGCCGGCCCGUAGUGCACAACUACAAACUCCUGAUCAGCGCCAUCAUCCCACGCCCCAUCGGCUUCACAUCGACAAUCAGCGGUGAUGGUUCGAGCACAAACCUUGCACCCUUCAGCUACUUUAAUAUGGUGAACCACGAUCCGCCCAUCUUCGUGCUCGGGUUCGCAGGGGGGAUGGACCGGGCGAAAGACACGCUCAAGAACCUGCUCGAGACCAAAGAAGCGGUUAUCAACAUCAUCAGCGAAGAGUACAUCGAGGCUGCUAACUUCACAAGUAUCAAUGCGCCUGAGAGCGUGAGCGAGUGGAGUUUUGCAGGCUUGCAUCCCGAGAAGAGUAAGUUUGUCAGGCCGGACAGAGUCAAGGAAGCAGUGUUCUCUAUCGAGGCAAAGUUGGUGGAGACGAGGGAGUGGACGAGUAAAAGCGAGAGCACGCCAGGAAAGAAGACGGGUGUUACGGCUUUCUUGGAGGGUGUGAACUUUUGGGUGAGAGAGGAUGCGAUCGAUGAGCAGGGGGUGCUUGUUGAUCCUGCGGUUUUGAAGCCGGUCAGCAGGCUUGGCGGUAUCACGUAUGCCAGGACGACACAGGCUUUUGAGCUGCCGAGGCCCGACUACAACGAGGUUACAAAGGAUAAGGAAGUUGAGGAGCUGGCGAAACCGAAGGACCAGGGGCAAGAGUAG
Ascochyta rabiei is the source of this 996-nucleotide messenger RNA. RefSeq lists its product as uncharacterized. The coding region runs from base 1 to 996 and encodes 331 amino acids. NCBI's taxonomy places the organism in Eukaryota, Fungi, Ascomycota, Dothideomycetes, Pleosporales, Didymellaceae. The record is from RefSeq and is a predicted model, not a curated record. Gene Ontology annotation, molecular function: FMN binding. The transcript has a single exon.